UUCAUCCCCCAUGUCUGCUUCUUUCCUUCUAUAAUUCUUCAUUGCUCUCAAUUAUCAAUGGCUCCCCAAACCAUUUCCAUUCUCAACCUCUUACCAGAACCUGAUGUCUUCAUUCACACUUCCCAUGGAACACGCAUUCCAGCCCACGCACCCAUUCUGGCUUCUAUGUCCCCGGUUCUGGAGAACUUGAUAGAUCGCCCACGUAAGCAUCGGAGCUCCGAGAGAAUAAUCCAAAUCCACGGCGUCCCCUGCGACGCUGUCACCGCCUUCGUCCGAUUCCUCUACUCCUCCAGGUGUACGGAGGAAGAGAUUGACCAGUACGGGAUGCACCUCCUUGCAUUGUCCCACGUGUACAUGGUGCAGCAACUGAAACAGAGGUGCAUCAAGGGUUUGACCCACCGUUUGACGACGGAGAGCGUCGUCGACGUGCUGCAACUCGCGCGUCUCUGCGACGCGCCGGAUCUCCACCUCCGCUGCAUGAAGCUCCUCGCCAAGAAUUUCAAGGCGGUGGAAGCAACCGAGGGAUGGAAGUUCCUCGUGAAACACGACCCCUGGCUCGAACUCGACAUUCUCCGCUUCAUCGACGAACACGAAACAAGGAAAAAGAAAUCGAGGAGGUAUAGGAUGGAACAGGGGAUAUACGCGGAGCUGAGCGAGGCGAUGGAGUGUUUGGAACACAUAUGCUAUGAGGGGUGCACCCACGUUGGACCGUACGACGCGGAGGUGAAGAGGGAGAGGACGCCGUGUGGGAGAUUCGCCACGUGCCAGGGUCUUCAGGUUCUGAUCCGCCACUUUGCCACGUGCGAGAAGAAGGUGCGCGGUGGCUGCGUGCGGUGCAAGAGAAUGUGGCAGCUCUUUCGACUCCAUUCCUAUGUUUGUCACGACACCGAUUCCUCCUGCAAGGUUCCCUUUUGCAGGCAAUUUCAAUUGAGAAUGCAGCAAGAGAAAAGGAAAGAUGAUGCUAAGUGGAAACUACUAGCGAGGAAGGUGGCCUCAGCCAAAGUCAUGUCUUCAUUGUCACUGCCAAAGAGGAAGCGAGAUGAAGAAACAAGAGUGACGAUGGACAAUCCCGGGAUUAGAAGUUUUAAAUUACUAUGAAUAUUCUUAUAAAUAAUGAUGUAUAGGACGGUGUGUUCCGUGUUAGAUACUUGAUAGAGCAGUUUCUAUAGGGAGAGAGUAUUCUGCUUGCCGGUUUGUUCUGUGUAAAAGCAGGGUUUUUGAUGGUGUGAACUUCUUGUACUUGGCUCUUUUACUUGAGAAAAUGGUAAAUUGAGUGGUACCUUGAAAGUUGUAACGGUAAAUUUUGUUUGUUUGAACCUCAUUUUGCGUUGUCUGAGCAUUUGAGAAUAUUGUAAAGCUAGUGUUCAAUUUGAUGAAUUAUUUGUGUAGAAUAUUCAAAUAUUCAUUUUAAAUAGUUAUA
This is a messenger RNA of Glycine soja, 1420 nucleotides long. RefSeq names its product BTB/POZ and TAZ domain-containing protein 1-like. Gene Ontology annotation, molecular function: protein binding. The transcript has 4 exons. Lineage: Eukaryota; Viridiplantae; Streptophyta; Magnoliopsida; Fabales; Fabaceae. The record is from RefSeq and is a predicted model, not a curated record. The coding region runs from base 58 to 1098 and encodes 346 amino acids. Gene Ontology annotation, cellular component: nucleus.